AGUGGUCUGUUUAAAACUUGAACGGUAUGAAAAACUUUUGUUGUUUAAAUUCUUCGUGGGGGAAAGUUUUGUUCGUUUGAGUUCUAAAAUUUCAUCGGUUUUAGACAUGAUCUGAUUGUUUUACAAUAAAAUUGAAAAUAAAUCUCAAUGUCAUGCCAAAAGAGAAAAUUAGAGGAGAAGGGACAAAACACUCCAAGUCCUGGGAAGCGCACAUGCUUUCAGCAUGAUUCCAACUCUCCACGUAAAAAAAAUUCUGACCAGCAGCCUACUAGAAAUAUCCGAAUGUAUACAGAACAAGAAAGGAAUCGAAUCUUGGCUAUUCUAGAGGCUGAGUUUGACAAAGAGCUAAAAGCUAAGGAAAAAGAAGUUAUUGAAAUUCAAGAAAGAAUUCAUAAAACGCAGAGGAUUCUUCAGUAUCUAUGCUAUGCUGUUGUGGCAGACUUUUACAGUCGAGAGAAGACUAUCACCUCAGUUGCUAGCACUCGACAACGCCGCAUUCAUCCAGCUGUGAAGAAACUUCUCUCUGGGAAAGGCCCCCCAGGUGCACCUGAACUACCUCAAAAUAUUACUAUUCCUGCCGACUGUUCUGCUGCCUCUGGAAGCAAGGAUGCCACAGAAUGUUUGGAAACUAUAGAUUCUGAUGUAUUAGCUCGUGUUGACAGCCCAAAUAGUUGUGAUAGCCUUUCCAGUAAGGAAAAGAAGGUUCCACGGUAUAUUCCACCAAAACCUAAACCAAAGCCUAUUAUUGGCAGUGGAUCAGAACCUGUGAGAGGGGGCCAGAACAAAGUUAAAACAAUAUUGGUUGUAGGAAAUGUUUCUAAGUGGCUACCUCUUGAUAUGAGAGACGACUCUGCUAGUCACAAAUGGAUGGUGUAUGUGAGAGGACCUAAGGGAGAACCUGACAUAUCUAGUUUUGUAUCCAAAGUUCGUUUUUUUCUUCAUCCUAGUUACAGACCAAAUGAUGUAGUGCAAGUUGUCUGUCCACCAUUUCACCUCUCAAGGCGAGGAUGGGGUGAAUUUCCUGUAAGAGUUCAAGUCCAUUUCAGCAAUAGUUUAAACAAACCAGUUGAUAUUAUUCAUAAUUUGAAGUUAGACAGGACGCACUGUGGUCUUCAGACGCUAGGUUCUGAAACUGUUGCUGAAGUUUGGAUUCAUAGAGAGCAGCCCCAAACAGAAGUAUUGUCGGAAGUAAAGUCAUAUGAUGAGCAACAGACCAUAAAACUUGAACCUGAUGAUUUUGAUGAAAAUUCCUUGGUUCUCAGCGAGGAAACUCAAAGUAUUUCUACCAGCUCAUCUGUAGAAUUAUCAAAUUUAUGUACUUCCGCAAAAGUAGAGUCAAAGGAAUCCACUUUUUUGGAAUCUUCUCAACUUAUUACAGAGAAUAUCCAAGAUGUUCCUGUGGGUGAAGCUAAUGAAAAACCUUCUCAACAAUUUGAGCAACUAGUUAAUACAACAGCUAUGACGAUCAAGACAGAACCCUCAUCGGAAUGCGAACAAUCUACACCAGUCAAUAGUACCUCUAAACAAGUUUCAACUCUCAAGAGUGAUCUUAUCACUCCUGCAGUGACAAUGCCGGCAAUAGUUUGUGCACAGAGUUUAAAUGAGUCUAGUCCCUCCAGCCCACAGUCUCUUGUCAAACCAGUAGUUUCUCCAAGAACAAUAAGUGGUCCUCAGACAACUCAGGUUUCACCAGGCAAGGCUGGGACUCAACUUGUAAAGUGUAUUGAUAGUAAAGGAAUGGUGCGCCUCUUGCAAGUGAGGACUGAUUUAUUACCUAAAAUACUGAAAAAAGGGUCAACUACAAUACCAGUCACUCCUCCAACAACUCAAGUAAUCCCUGCUUGUAUAAAUACAUGCCAAACUGCAAGUCCAGCGCCACCUUCAACCCCUGCGGAUGUUGCACUCCCUAUAACAAAAGUUGUACAACAAACUUCUGUUUUGGAGCUUGGAAAGACCACUUCAGCGCAAGUGUCAACAGCAACCCUUGUGCCCAAAUCAGUUGUUCAGCCUCCUAUGUCACAGGUGAUAUCUCAAACAUCGACUACUAUCCCACAGGUGAUUCCAAGCUCUUCAAAAGUUGCACUAACAUCACCUAUAAAAGUUCAAGGAGCACAAAGUGGAAUUUCUAUUCCGCAAGGAGUCAGACCAAUCCUCCGAUUUGUGCGUCCUGCAGGAAAUGCAAGACCUAUGCUUAUUACUCCAAACUCAACUUCUCAACAGUUCAUUCGACUUCCUGCCAAUGCUACAAGCACAGCCAACCGCCCACUUUAUGUUCUAAAAGAUGGGAAACUUUUUAUGAUGAAAAGUGCUUUCAAUGCUGCUUCUGCUACUAAAGUCAUUCCUGGUGCCUCAUCUGCAGUAAGCACAACUGCAAAUAAAAUCAUCUCAGAAAAUCUUACAAGCAAAACUGAAUGUAAAUCAAUUGUGUCAAGUACCUUGCUCAAGACUACUGUAACUAAAUCAGUGGAUCCCAUUAUGACUGCAAAAGUUGCACCCCCAGUUACUUCUGUCAUGACAAGCAGUCUUUCCCAAAUCAAUGCAAAUGUGAAGAAAUCUGGUGAUGUGCAAACAGGGGAUACAGUUUUGGUCACCCCUAAGCCUAAUCUAACAGUGAAUGCAGGAAUAGCCCUCAAACCAAGGUCAUCUGCUGCCAUUGUACCUAUGGUCCGAUUAUUAUCUCCAAAACCUGGCCCCAUUGUAGAUACAGUCAUUCAACCAGUGAAUAAAAUUAAUUUAGCUCAACAGUUUACUCAUCCUCAAAGUGUUUCAAGCCCAACAAAUGCUCCCAAGACAAUUGUAAAGUCUGGAAAGAGCCUUCUGAAACCUGCUGUUAGUCUUUUAAAAUCAAAUGUAGGAGUAGGUAUCGCAACAAACAAUGUGAAUAAGCCAUCACCUAUGCCUACGAGCCUUCAAAGCUCAGUGAAAGUACCCACCUCCUCUCAACCCCCACCAUUAGUACCAGCUGUAGAAAGUUUCUCUACAACUAAACGCAUUGUACUAGGACGAACCUCAGGAUCUUCCACCAUCACAACUUAUUCUCAACAAGCUCUUUUGUACAGAGAGAUUCUUAGGUCAAGUAUUCGAGCAUGCCCUAAAGGUCCAGAGGAAGAUGUUUGGCGAGCAGUACGUUGGAUGGUUAAAAGUUUACCGCUUAUUAACCGUGAAGCAAAAAACCUAGAAUUCAAAAUCCUCCAUCCAUAUUGUGCCCCUGAUGAAAAAACUUUCUGUUCGUGGAAUAUUGGAAAGCAACGGGCCUGUGAAUGGCAGCGAGCUAAGACCGUGCGCUUAUUAUUGAAAGAAAUGGGCUGGGACCUACAAAAUCUUUGGACAACUCGAGAAAUAAUAUUAUGGGCCCGUUUUCAUGGUUACACCCCUGGUCUUCCUGUUUUGAAAAACCUACAGCCUGGGGAUACUCAUUGUGAUGGUAAUUGUGCAAACCCAAUGGCAGCUAUUUGUAGUUAUGGUAAAAUAUCUACAGUGGAAGAGUCUCUAGACAUCUUGCAAAAACCAUCAUCCUUUGCAAAUGCUUAUCAGCCUCCUGAAAUUGUCAGUUUGUCUGAUGAAUCUGAUGAAGAAGUUGAUAUAAUUAGCAACACUAGUACUCCAUCCAAAGUUAAAGUCAAACAGGAAAUAGAAAAUAUUAGUAAUUUGGAUAAGUUGGAGAAAAUGCCUCUUGAUCCCUCUUUACAUUCAUUGGGUGACAUGGUAACAAGGUCAUUGAAUAGUAUUGGAAUCCAUCUGUCAUCACAAGAAGUAGCUCCUGGAGUGCAAUACCCUGCUGCACAGAGAAUGCUUAUACAGGCUGUGCAAUCAUUAGCAGAGGAUUUAGCUAGAAGAGCAUUUUCAGAAGCUUGGGGCAAAGAUAAUUUCACCAGACAACCAGGGAGUUUAGAAACGUCAAACAUAUGUAGCGCCAUUUGUCACCGACCUGAAUUUGAUAUUUUUACCUGUGCAGGACUUGGUAUUUCGUCAAUUAGUGAUAAUCUUCCUUCUGGAAAAUAAUUAUUUAAAAAUCAAAAGCUGUGCGAUAUGUUUUGGGGUAAAAGCUCGUAUUAUAGUUUGAUUUUUGUAUGAAGGGAUGUUGAUGCAAAGCCUCAGAUGGUUCAUGAUGGAACGCAACUGUGUAUUUUUUUUAUUUUUUUUUUUUUCCUCUUUUUGUGUGUUUUGUAUGGUUACCAGUUUAUCUGAAAGUUGCAACUUGACCAAAAAUCUAAUGUUCUGUAAUGACUGAGUGUUUAUUAUGUUUUAAAACAUCUCAAUGAGAAGUUUAAAAAUUUUAUGAGGUUGUUUGUUUCUCAAUGUUUAGAGUUUCUAAUUUUGGUAAUUGUAAUUUAUUUGUAGAUAAAAAUGUACUUUCAUAUUUUCUUACCACCCAAUUUUGUCCUGUCCUGUACUUUCUUAAAUGAAACAAGUCUUGAUAAUAUGUGUUUUAAAGUGAUUUGAAUGAAUCACUCCAUGUGUUGAAUGAAUUUGGUUGAUCAGUUUCUCCAUUGUUCUUUCCCGUUAAUGUCAAAACUUUUCGCAAUGUCAAAACUUUUGGCUGAUGUAAAAAUUAAUAAAAACAAAGAAACCAAAUAAAUGUUAUUUAUUCAACAGAA
Messenger RNA from Frankliniella occidentalis (western flower thrips), 4598 nucleotides. RefSeq names its product YEATS domain-containing protein 2 (gene D12). Gene Ontology annotation, cellular component: NuA4 histone acetyltransferase complex. The transcript has 13 exons. Lineage: Eukaryota; Metazoa; Arthropoda; Insecta; Thysanoptera; Thripidae. The coding region runs from base 148 to 4002 and encodes 1284 amino acids. Gene Ontology annotation, molecular function: histone binding. Gene Ontology annotation, biological process: chromatin remodeling; regulation of transcription by RNA polymerase II. The record is from RefSeq and is a predicted model, not a curated record.